AUGUCAUUCAGAGCCAUGCUGAGACAAGAGAUGGCCUUUUUCGAUGAGGACAAGAACAGUACAGGUGUGCUCACUACCCGACUGGGUGAAGAUGCGUCUCUUGUUAGAGGUUUGACUGGCCAGACGCUAUCCUUGAUUAUUCAAGGAUUAUCGGCUGUGUGUGUUGGGAUGGGAAUCGCGUUCGCAAAUGGCUGGCAAUUGACCCUUGUCAUCCUUGCGAUUGUGCCAUUAAUCUCGCUAGCAGGCCAAUUCCAAUUCAGAGUACUUAAUGGAUUUGAUAGUAAAACCAAGCUGAAGUAUCAAUUAGCCGGACAGAUUGCCACCGAAGCGAUCGAAAACAUUCGAACAGUUGCUGCCCUUAAUAAGGAAGACUAUUGGCUGAAGCGCUAUUUGAAGGAGAUUGACGAGCCAUACAAACUAGCCGUCCGAGGAGCUUUGAUUUCUGCUAUUGGAUAUGGAUUCUCGCAGGGGAUGGGUUUUGUUGCGUACAUCAUAGGAUUUUUGUAUGGUGGUCAUCUAGUAGUGUGGGGUGUUCAAAGCUCCCAAAGCAUGCUUCAGGUGUUGUUUGCUGUGACGUUCACCGCUCAGGCUGGAACCCGGCUGAUGCUCUACACUCCAGACUUUUCAAAGGCGAAACUCGCUGCUUUGAGUAUAUUCGAUUUGGUGGAUCGUCGCUCCCGAAUUGACUACACUGAUGGAACUGGGAAGAAACCCACAUCAACUGAAGGAGUUAUUGCAGGCUCUGGCGUUCAGUUUACCUAUCCUUCAAGGCCCGAUGCACCCAUUUUGAAAGGACUGGAUGUUGCAGCAAACAAGGGCCAAGUCAUUGCACUCGUAGGGCCCUCCGGCUCCGGCAAGUCGACGAUCGUUGGUCUAUUAGAAAGGUGGUACGAUGUCGAUGCUGGUUUGGUUACUGUCGAUGGAAUUGAUGUUCGAGAUUGGAAUCUAUCAUUCAUGCGAGAACAGAUGUCGAUGGUUGGACAGGAACCGGUCUUGCCGUCAGGCACCAUCAGAGAUAAUAUCGCUUAUGGUGCACCUUGGGAAGCUACUCAAGCUGAAAUUGAAGCAGCUGCCAAGACUGCAAACAUCCAUGAUUUUGUAAUGAAACUCCCAGACGGCUACGACACGAUGGUUGGCGAAAGAGGAUCUCAACUGUCUGGUGGACAGAAGCAGAGGGUUGCCAUAGCACGAGCUUUGAUUCGUAACCCCAAGAUCUUGUUACUAGAUGAAGCUACUAGUGCUCUGGAUAGUGAAAGUGAAAAGUUGGUUCAGGAGGCACUUGACAAGGCUGUAACUGGAAGAACAACCAUCACCAUAGCUCAUAGAUUGAGUACCAUCCAAAACGCAAACAAGAUCUAUGUAAUCCGAGGCGGUGUGGUCGUUGAAACAGGGACUCACUUUGAACUGCUUGCACUUGGUGGAGACUAUGCAAAUCUUGUUGAACAACAAAUGUUGACCAAGGAGGGUCAAUCGUCGUAA
Molecule: messenger RNA, 1479 nt
Organism: Synchytrium microbalum
Lineage: Eukaryota; Fungi; Chytridiomycota; Chytridiomycetes; Synchytriales; Synchytriaceae
Exons: 11
Coding region: 1-1479 (492 amino acids)
Biological process (GO): transmembrane transport
Cellular component (GO): membrane
Molecular function (GO): ATP binding; ABC-type transporter activity; ATP hydrolysis activity
Source: RefSeq, a predicted model, not a curated record